AUGGCGGACCGCGUCCACCCCGCGCCGCUGCUGCCGCUCUCCACCCCACCUGCUCCGCCAACCGACAACAGCGACGCGGCCGCGGAGACCGCGCCGCUGCGCUCCGCAACACCGGCAGCGGCGGCGGCGCCGGGCGCGUCGUACAUCGUGCAUGUGCCCAAGGACCAGGUGCUCCGGGUCCCGCCCCCGGACCGCGCGCGCAGGUACCGCAAGCUCGCCGCGCGGCCGGCCCGGCGCCGCAUGCUCCGCCGCGCAUGCUGCGGCGCCUGCUGCGCGCUCCUCCUCCUGCUCGUCCUCGCCGCCGCGUUCGUCGGCGCCGUCUACCUCGUCUUCCGCCCCAGGGCGCCCUCCUUCACCGUCACGUCCCUCUCCGUCGCCGGCCUCCUCGACCCCUCCCCCGCGCGGCUCGACGCCGCCGUGCGCGCGGACAACGGCGCCAACAAGAAGGUCGGCGUGGACUACCGCGGCGGCGGCGAGGUCAGCGUCUCCUACUCCGGCAUCCUCCUCGCGACGGGACGGUGGCCGGCCUUGUACCAGGCGCCGAGGAACGUGACGCUCAUCUCGAUGCCGCUCACCGGGAGGGACGGCCUGGCCCUCACGGACGACCAGAGGGCGCGGCUGGCGGAGCAGGCCGCGGCGGGCGCCGUGCCGCUGACGGUGGAGGCGCGGGUGCCGGCGCGGGUGAGGCUCGGGAAGGUCCUGCGGACGUGGACCGUGGACGUGUGGGCGCGGUGCGAGGUCACGGUGGACAGGAUCGACGGCGAGACCACGGCCGCCAACAGGGGGUGCACGGUGAAGGCCAAGCCGCUCUGGUGGUGGUGGUGA
Molecule: messenger RNA, 825 nt
Organism: Triticum turgidum subsp. durum (durum wheat)
Lineage: Eukaryota; Viridiplantae; Streptophyta; Magnoliopsida; Poales; Poaceae
Source: the annotation of a GenBank genome assembly